Molecule: messenger RNA, 1104 nt
Organism: Eurytemora carolleeae
Lineage: Eukaryota; Metazoa; Arthropoda; Copepoda; Calanoida; Temoridae
Product: calmodulin-related protein 97A
Exons: 9
Coding region: 19-636 (205 amino acids)
Molecular function (GO): calcium ion binding
Source: RefSeq, a predicted model, not a curated record
CAUAAUAAUAGCUUCAUCAUGGCUAUGAGAGUACUGAAAAACAAGAAGAGGGACAGAUGGACUCAGAAACUUGGAGAGAUUUUUCAGGAUAUGGAUAAAGAGCAGAAAGGAUAUAUUAAGCUUGAUAAAAUGGCGGAAAUAUAUAGAAUAUAUAAGGUCGAUUUUGAGGAGAAUUCCGCCAAGAAGUUGCUGGAUGCCAACGGGAACAUUACAAAAGAUAAAUUUAUUCAGUUUGGUUUGGAAACCAAACUGAUGGAUUUAUCAAACAGAGAUACAACCAGGAGAGAUGAAGAGGAAGCUAGUAAACAGAAAUCUGAGAAUUUACAGAGAAGGAUAAAAUCUGCAAAAUCCAGACCGAAAAAGGAGACAAGCAGAGGAGGUUUGUGCUCCUGCAUGGGGAAGGGGGUGGAGCCGGAGGAGGACGGGGAGGAUCAGGAGAAGGAGAUGGAUAGAAUAGAAGUUGCGUUCAGAAACUUUGACGCAGAUGGAGAUGGAUUCCUAGACUGGGAUGAGUUUAGAAAGGUGACCAAGAAUAUGGAUGAGGAACAAGCAAGAAGGAUAUUUGAUAAAUGUGACAAGGCUGGGGACAAGAAGAUAAGCUUGGAAGAAUUCCGAGCUACAGCGGCUGGAAACUAACAUACUCAAGCAGUGCACUGUGCAAUGAAAAAAUCAAACUCUAGUGUGGCUCAGUUGGAGAAUUGAAUAAUUGAAUUUUAGCGGCGCACUGACAUAAUUGAACCAUCCUAUGCAGUCCUCUUGGAAAAUUGAUCUUUUUAGCAACCCUAAUAUCUAGUAAAAAAAAAUAUAAUCUUUAGCAGCACAAUGAUAGAAUUUAUCUCUUGCGUUGCAGUGAUAGAAUUGAUCACUCACGAUAGAAUGAGAAAAUUUAUCUCUAACAGCCCAGUUAUAGAUUUGAUCUCUAGCUAUCCAGUGAGAGAAUUGAUCUCUAGAGAUGCUACAGAAUAAUUGGUAGUGGUCUAGUGAGAGAAUUGAUCUCUAGAGAUGCUACAGAAUAAUUGGUAUUGGUCUAGUGAAUUGAUCUCUAAAGUUCCAGUGAUAGAUUUGAUCUAUAGCGGUCCAGUUUGAGAAUUGAUCUCUAAUGGU